UCUCUCUCUACAUCCCUUCUCUCUUGAGUUCUUUGUGUUUUUCCUUCUUUCUCUGGAAAAAUUAUAAAAUAUUGUUGAGGAGAAAGUGGAGGGCUUUGUAUUCUUUUGGCGCUGUGAAUUCUCAAGCGAAGCAAAAGUCUUCCUCUUCUCUUUCACACCUUUCAAUCUCAAAACCACCGAAGAAGAAUGAGAAUCUAGGGUUUGGCUGCACCAAGUCCAACAAGGUCUGUCCUUUGGUGCUAUUCCUGCUUUUUCAUUCUAGCUUUGAUCAGUUUCCUUCUGUGAAAAUAGCUGUAUAUGGUUUCAUCUCUAUUUGGGGUUUUCUCUUUUUCAAUCAAUCUUCACUGACCCAGUUUUUAGUGUUCUCCUGGUCUUCUUUGUUUCGGAAAACUGAGCCUUUGCUAUGGUGAAAUUCCUGAUUUUUCAAUGAAAAUCUCUAGCUUGGGCGUUUCAAGUUCGGUGAAAAUGGGAUUUUGACUUGGGUUUUUGUUCUGUCCGAUAUAGAUGGCUGAAUAUCUGUUGUUUGAGUAGUUAUCUUAUAUCUUGUGGUCUUUUAUGGUGUACGUUAGUUAGGUUUUUGGUGUUCGGUUCUCUAGUUUUUUUUUUUCUUUUGGUUGGGGCUUAGUAUGGAGGAGGUUGAAGGAGCUAAUAAAGCAGCCGUGGAGAGCUGCCAUAGAGUUCUGAGCCUUUUGUCUCAGCCUCAAGAUCAGGUUCAGUGUAGAAAUUUAAUGGUAGAAACUGGGGAGGCUGUCUUCAGGUUCAAGAAAGUCGUUUCUCUUUUAAAUACAGGUUUGGGCCAUGCAAGAGUGAGAAAGCUCAAGAAACUCCAAAUCUCUUUUCCCCAAAACAUACUCUUAGAGAACCCCACUUGUAGAACAGAUCAGCAGUCCAAAAAUCUUCAAUAUCUUCAGUCUAGCUUUCCUGGAAACCCAAUUCAAGAAAUUGGCUCUAACGUUAAGAGUAAUCUGUGUUUGGGAAACCCAUCUUUGGAAUUGAGCUCAAAUGGGAAAAGCCCUCUCCAACUUUCCCAAAAAACACCAUCAACACACUAUCACUUCCUCCAACAACAACACCAGCAGAGGUUAUUGCUUCAGCAGCAACAGGCGAAACAAGAAGCCGAGAUGAUGUAUCGCAGGAGCAAUAGUGGCAUAAACCUGAAUUUCGAUAGCUCUAGUUGUACUCCCACAAUGUCAUCCACUAGGUCUUUUGUUUCCUCCUUGAGUAUAGAUGGGAGUGUAGCUAACUUGGACGCAAGUGCUUUCCAUUUAAUUGGGGCACCUCACUCUUCAGAUCAGAAUUCACAACAGCAUAAGAGAAAGUGUUUUGCCCGGGGAGAGGAUGGGAGUGUGAAGUGUGGGAGCAGUGGUAGAUGUCACUGCUCAAAGAAGAGGAAACAUAGGGUGAAGAGAUUGAUCAAGGUACCUGCAAUCAGUAACAAGCUUGCAGAUAUACCUCCUGAUGAUUACUCAUGGAGGAAAUAUGGGCAGAAGCCAAUCAAGGGUUCUCCUCAUCCUAGGGGAUACUACAAAUGUAGCAGCAUGAGAGGUUGUCCUGCGAGGAAGCAUGUUGAGAGGUGCUUAGAAGAGCCUUCCAUGCUCAUUGUUACCUAUGAAGGCGAGCAUAACCACCCCAGGUUACCAUCACAGUCUACAACCACAUGAACCGCAUGGAGAGAUAUUUACGAAGGCCAAGCCCUGCUUUUUAGUUUACCAAAAUCUAAUGUAUUGGUUGGCUUGGAAUGUACAUAUUUUGCAUUGCUUGACCAUGGAUAUAUUUACUUGGAGCAGUUUCUUGGUUCUGAAGGGUUGACUUGGAGCCUUUAUCUGACAAAUUGGCAUGAGUCCCCAUACUUAACUGAAGAAUUAUGUACUGUCGGGGGUUUCAAAUUGUAAGAACUCCUUUAAUCCUUUUUAGCUAGAGAUGCUUUAAAAAGCCUAGGGGGCUCGGGUUCAGAAUGAAUGAUAGAAGAUGCCAUUGCAUCUGCUAUGUGACUAGAAGAGUAAAAACUUGGCUCUUCCCUCAAAAGGGUUGGAGCUUUUUAGA
Molecule: messenger RNA, 2043 nt
Organism: Juglans regia (Persian walnut)
Lineage: Eukaryota; Viridiplantae; Streptophyta; Magnoliopsida; Fagales; Juglandaceae
Product: probable WRKY transcription factor 21
Exons: 3
Coding region: 627-1661 (344 amino acids)
Biological process (GO): regulation of DNA-templated transcription
Molecular function (GO): DNA-binding transcription factor activity; sequence-specific DNA binding
Source: RefSeq, a predicted model, not a curated record